This is a messenger RNA of Cryphonectria parasitica EP155, 4674 nucleotides long. RefSeq lists its product as uncharacterized. The transcript has 2 exons. The record is from RefSeq and is a predicted model, not a curated record. NCBI's taxonomy places the organism in Eukaryota, Fungi, Ascomycota, Sordariomycetes, Diaporthales, Cryphonectriaceae. The coding region runs from base 1 to 4674 and encodes 1557 amino acids.
AUGGCUAGCCGUAGCGGAGGAGGGGGAGGAAGAGGAGGUAGAGGUGUAGGGUGUGAUGGAGGGGCGGAAACGGGAUUUGAAGAGGUGGUGUUGUUUGAUGAUCGGGGUGGUGGUGAGAUGCACCAUACCAAAGAGUGGUAUUCGCAUGUGGAUCUCGGUAAUCUCAACCGAGGACGAGUGAAAACCGAGUUGCAACCCAAACCCAGACCGGCAGCGACUGGGGAGGAUUGGAUCCUCGACGCAGGUCAUCACAGCCUGGGUCAAGGUUCAGGCCCAAGUCCAAUUCCGGGUCCAGGUCCAGGUCAGGAGAGCCUGAGCCUGCGCCUGAACCAGAGCCUGAAGAACCAGAGUCAGAGCCAAACCCACAGCAGCCCCGGCCCCGGUCAAGACCCUACUAGUCCAGGUGCCUACAACUACAGCAACAAUUCCUACUACCACCGACACCAACAACAAUCCCACCACCAUUUCCAGCAGGAGGAAUAUGAUACAAGACAGCAGCAGCAGCAGCAGCACAACAGGGGCCAGCAGUGGGAUCCAUUCCUUGAUCUUCAUCCUCAUCAGAGUCAGAAUCAGGAUGGUGGACACAGCGUCCGUGUUGUCCAUGUCGGUUUCGAAUCUUUCCAGAACAUGGACAAUUUGACUGUCCAGCACCAGCAGGAGCAAUACCAGCAGCAACCAGCAGCAGCACCACCACAGCAGAGGCCGUUGUACACUGGACAGAGGCUGCGACAGGCCUCACUGGCUUCUGACUGGCGAUUUCCCUCUCCUGCAGCCGUAUCAAUGCAUUCAUCGCAACAGGCACAGUCGCAGUUCCCACCACAAUCGCCUCAUUCUCCUCAAUCACCUGGUGGUGGUGGCGGGUUUUACCGCCCCUACAGCCCCUCCCCUACAGGCGCAACCAGCAACCCCAACAGUCGACAGCAGCCAGUAUCACAACAACACCAACCGCGACCACCGCCACGACAAACGUCACUACCUGCAACGUCUUCGGGCUCUCCUCCCUCAUCUCCCUCGAAACGGCGCGGCCGGGACGCUCAACUUCGACAAAAUACGGACCCGCUCGUUUAUCAUCGUUUUAUUUCGUCGGACCCGGUCCACAACACACGGACGCUCUCGCAACAGACACAUCACACACAAACACGUUCGCCAGCCCAUCGACGGCCUGACUUCUCGUCCUUAUCCUCGACAUAUCUUGGCGAAUCUCAACUGCUCGUUUCUUCGCCCGCACAAGAGGACUUCCCGACUUCCUACCAACGCCAACGUCAGCAGCAGCAGCAGCAGCAGCAGCAGCAGCAGCCGCAGCAGCAGCCGCAGCAGGUGCACCGCGAUCUCCAUCUCGACCCCAAUAACGAGGCCUUUGCUACCGUCGAUCAUCCCAUUCGCACUAGCAGCACCAGCAGCCACAACAGCAGCCACAACAGCAGCGGCGGCAGCAACGGUCACCACCACGAUCGACAAUUCCUACCCAUCACACCUGUGUCCCCGACCGGCACAGGCCCUCCGCGCUGGGACUCGCUGGCCCCUCGAAGCGAGCCCGGGAUCUAUGUACGACCAGCAACCAGCGACCUUGCGACACCAACCACGGCAGAUGCGCUCCUGACGCCCACCUCCUCCCACUUCCCGCCAUCCCCCCUCCGGUCGCCCAGGUCGCCUACCUUUCCGGGAGGCCCAUAUUCGUCGACGCACCACCCCUUCAUACCCGAGGACAGCACUCUGGAGAUUGACUACGAGUCUCUGCACGCGCCCCCUCGAUAUGAGCAUGCUGGCCCUGUUACGGUGACGACGUCUGGCCCAGUCGACAGGAUGCAUCGGCCAGACAGCCGGCAGUCUGGCGACACUGCCUACAGCGCGCAGAGCGCUGACAAUUUUAAUUUCUCUCGGCCGCGCAAGUCCAGCAUGCGAAGUCUAAAUAGGCCAGACUUUUCCGCCACGCAUCUUCGACCCGGUACCGCCCUGUCAACCGCGUCGGACUCGCUUCGAUUGGAGCCCCGGACGUUGGCCGCCACCACCACUGCUCCUACCGCAUACGCCUCCACCCCUAACCUUCGCCAACAGGCUGCAUCAUUCCAGCCCUAUAGCCCCCUGCGGCCAGGGCGCCGCCGCCCAUCGGCUUCCUCCAACAUGUCCUCGAGCACGUUCACCUCCAUCACGCCAAGCCUGCACCACCAGGCAUCCGAAGACCGCCUGGGUGCUGCCGCAGGUCGUAAUGUGUCUCAGAAUGCGGCCACAGGCCAAAUUAUGGGCCCUCCCCACAUGGCUCACCCGCAGGCUCCACCGCGGUAUUACAAUCGAGGAGGCGCCCCUGCCCCCAACCAGCAAUCUCAUUUAUACGAGGGCGAGAUGCGGUCCAGCAUCCGCAGUCAUCUAACUACGUCAACAGCCCAGGAAACCCUGUUCACCGAGCCUGAGCGUUCCAGUGUUAUGACCAAGACAAGUUCCGUGCUCAGUUCCAGUUUCAGGAACACCAGACAGUCCUCUUUCUUCGGACCCCACAACCCCAGCCUCGAAGUGCGAGACAGCCUGAGUGUCGACGAUGUGAUGGGUAUGUAUGAGAACGGCUUCAACGACAGCGACUUCGAUCUUGCUCGGAGGAUGUCUGGUAUAGAAAUUACCGAACGCCCCGAGGUGCCCUCGCUGCGCCUGAACCCUCGUGACCUGGAUGACCACCAGCAGCACGACGCUUCGAGACCUGGCUCCUCCAUGUCUCACAACAGUGAAGCCGCCAGCCGCCUGCUGGAGGCCAUGAGCCAGACAAGUCCCAUGCCCAUCCCAGGCCGGAGCUUUCCCCUCAAUGGUGAGGGCACCAAGGUCCUCCGAGAUACCAAUGCCUUCUUUCGCAAGAGCCUCGCCUCAUCACUCCCGAAAGACAUGAGGCUGAGUUUCAUCUCGACAAGGUCCAGACUGUUCGACGAGGAGGAGGAGGAUGACGACGACGACCACAACAACAACAACAACAACAACAACAACAACAACAACAACAACAACAACAUCAACGAAAAAGACAACGACGACGACAAUGAUGCUGCCGAGGGCGAUGGGAAUGCUGAGACGGACAGCGCGCGGCACAGCAGGCAUGACUCUGGCAAGAUGGUCGAGGCACGCAGCGAGAACAGCUCUCCUGUCGAGGUGUUGUCGGAAAAACAGGACGAGUUCAUUUUGACGGCAGAAAUCAAAGACCUGCCCAGCCAGGGGAGACUAUCACCGCAGCCUCCCGUGACAGGAAAGGUACCAUCGCAACCAGCAGCAGCCCCUCCACAGCUCAUACAGGGAGCAGCGCAGCCCGAAGACCUCGACCCCGACGCAAAUGACCGGUAUGGGUUCCGAAAAUCCAAUCAGUACAUCACGCGAGACCAGUACGAUGAGUGGAACGGUCCAUACUCUGAGUACCUCGCACGGAGGAGGAAGAAGUGGGAGUCAUUCCUGAAGGAGAACGGACUGAUGACGGACCGGCCCGAGCGAUUUCCCCAACAUUCGGCCAAGGCGAAGAGAUUCGUACGGAAGGGCAUACCGCCCGACUGGAGGGGCGCCGCAUGGUUCUACUAUGCUGGUGGUCCCAAAAUCCUUGCUCACAAUCGAGGUGUCUACGACGAAAUGGUGAAGCGGUCCUUAAACGGGCAGUUGAAAGAGGUGUGCAGGGAAGACAUCGAGAGGGAUCUGUAUCGGACAUUCCCAGACAAUGUUCGCUUCAGACGUGCCGCCACAGCACCACCGCCAGGACAAGACCCGUCCGACCCGACGCCUGGCCAUAGCCGCAACAAUUCGACCCAAUCCGCGAACCCGCCGCCUAGGGCACCAGGCUCCGAGCCCAAGAUUAUCGAUCAGUUGCGGCGAGUUCUCUCUGCCUUUGCCAUCUUCAACCCGAAUAUUGGCUACUGCCAGUCCCUGAACUUCCUAGGGGGGAUGCUGCUGCUCUUUGUGGAAACUGAGGAGCAGGCCUUUUGGCUGCUGAACAUCAUCACCCGCGUCUACCUUCCAGGGACACACGAGAUGAACCUCGAGGGAUCCAAGGUCGACCUGAGUGUUUUGAUGGCCGAGCUUCAAGAGGUCUUGCCUAACGUAUGGACCAAGAUCUCGGACGAUGGGUCCUCGACCGUCAAGAAAAGAUCCAGGAGACAUCGGCACAACCAGAAGGCCGCGCCGGGAGCAAGCGACUUGCCGCCCGUGACGCUGGCGCUGACGGCCUGGUUCAUGUCAUGCUUCAUCGGCACGCUGCCCAUCGAGACGACACUGCGAGUCUGGGAUGUCUUCUUCUACGAGGGCUCAAAGACGCUAUUCCGUGUGGCGCUGGCCAUCUUCAAGGCGGGAGAAAACGAGAUCAAGGCUAUCAACGACCCUAUGGAGGUGUUUGCCGUAGUGCAGUCCCUGCCGCGCAAGAUGCUCGACGCCAAUGGGCUUAUGGACAUCUGCUUCCGGCGGCGGAACGGCCUGAACCACCUGACGGCCGAGAUGCUCGACGAGCAGCGCGCUGAGCGCAAAGAGAAGCUGCAGAUCGAACGCAAGGAGGCUAUCGCCGCAGCAGCAACCACUCCAGGGAUCCAGACGGCGGCCACGAUGGCGGUCAGGAGGAAGGAGUCUGAUAUGGUAACCAUCGACUCGGCGGAUGGUGUGCGUAGGAAGCACACUUUGUUUACACGUAGCCGCGGACAAAAAGACCGCGGCCUAAUGGAGGUCUAG